AUGGCUUUGGUUGGGUUGGAGAAUGGGCAAAUACAGGCCAAUCAAGGGCUGCUGGCCAUUGUGGAAUCAGACCAAUCCCCAAUUCAAUCAUCCCCCGUUAAAUCCCCAAUUCGUUCCCCUAGUCAGAAAGCAAUUCAGUUAUCAAUGCAACACCCCAGCUCUCCAUCACCUUCACUGACGGUCGAAGACCAAGAGAUGCUUCGGGAUGUAGGCAAAAGGAGACCAACCCCGGGAAAAAGUAAGAGUCAAGAAUUCGAUACUGCAAAAACCAGGUUAAGCAAGCACCAUAGACUGAGUAAGAGUAGCAGCCACUCUCCAACGAGGGAAAUUAAGAAGGAUCCCUUUCCUAUUAGGAGACCAUCAUCUGUCCCGGUCAUUGACUUUGACAUUGAUCGGAUCAAGGCAUUGGAUGUCAUUGAUAGAGUAGACACCAUUCGAAGUGCAUAG
Ilex paraguariensis (yerba mate) is the source of this 447-nucleotide messenger RNA. NCBI's taxonomy places the organism in Eukaryota, Viridiplantae, Streptophyta, Magnoliopsida, Aquifoliales, Aquifoliaceae. The record is from the annotation of a GenBank genome assembly.